Cyprinodon tularosa is the source of this 460-nucleotide messenger RNA. Its product is annotated as protein krueppel-like. Gene Ontology annotation, biological process: regulation of transcription by RNA polymerase II. The transcript is spliced from 2 exons. Gene Ontology annotation, molecular function: DNA-binding transcription factor activity, RNA polymerase II-specific; RNA polymerase II cis-regulatory region sequence-specific DNA binding. Lineage: Eukaryota; Metazoa; Chordata; Actinopteri; Cyprinodontiformes; Cyprinodontidae. The record is from RefSeq and is a predicted model, not a curated record. Bases 53 to 460 code for a protein of 135 amino acids.
AGCAGGAUAGUCAAAAAAGGAAAGAGAAAACAUUGACAUACACAUCCAAGCAAUGUCUCAAGCUCCAAUGGAGAUCAGUAAUGUGGAUGAACAACUUUGUGAAGGUCAGCAGCAUGUGGAAAACAGAGACCUGGAUCAGCUUAAUGUCUCUGAGAAAUCACAUCGCUGUGACCAGUGUGGAAAGGGUUUUAAGAGCUCUUACGGUCUGAAAAUACACCUGCUUAUCCACACCGGCGAGAAGCCUUUCCUCUGCUAUGAGUGUGGGAAACGAUUCAGGCAGAGUGGACAUUUGGAUACGCAUCUGUCCAUCCACAGUGGCGAAAAGCCUUUCGUCUGCCAUCAGUGUGGGAAGCAAUUCCGCCUGAAAGGUGGUUUGAAUCGCCAUCUGUCCAUCCACAGUGGCGAAAAGCCUUUCGUCUGCCAUCAGUGUGGGAAGCAAUUCCGCCUGAAAGGUGUUUGA